This is a messenger RNA of Kazachstania africana CBS 2517, 2745 nucleotides long. It is a transcript of the gene VPS41, whose product is annotated as Vps41p. NCBI's taxonomy places the organism in Eukaryota, Fungi, Ascomycota, Saccharomycetes, Saccharomycetales, Saccharomycetaceae. Bases 1 to 2745 code for a protein of 914 amino acids. Gene Ontology annotation, cellular component: HOPS complex; late endosome. The record is from RefSeq and is a predicted model, not a curated record. The transcript has a single exon. Gene Ontology annotation, biological process: endosomal vesicle fusion; vesicle-mediated transport; cellular response to starvation. Gene Ontology annotation, molecular function: protein binding.
AUGAGCUAUAUGAGUAAUACUGGAUUAGAUAAUGCAGAGAUACUUCCAGCUAGGAGGAUGACGGAGAAAAAAGUGGCCAAUACAGAUAACCAAGACCGUGAUAGUCUUUCAAGUGAUCGGACAUCCUCCAUGAGCGACGAUGGGGAAGAUGAGAACGACGAUGGGGAAGAUGAAAACGACGAUGACGAAGAGGAUGAAGCACCUUUGUUAAGGUACUCACGUAUUACAAACCUUCCAAAGAGUUAUUUUGGACGAGACUCCAUAUCGGCAUGCUUUUUUCAUGAUAUAAUAUUCUUAUUUGGUACACACUCGGGUCUAUUGCAUAUGACAUCUACGAAGUUUGAAGCAAUUAAAACCAUAAAAUGUCACAGAUCCUCCAUAUUAUCUAUUUACACAGAUGGUCAGACGUUUGCAACUGCAUCAAUAGACGGUACAGUCGUAAUUGGAUCUAUAGCAGGCAUAAGAGGUGACCCUGUAAUUGAUUCGCAGUUGCAGCUAACUGCAUUCGAUUUCAAGAGGCCUAUCAACUCAGUUGUUUUAGAUACAAAUUAUGUGGCAACAAAAACAUUUGUCUCAGGUGGUAUGGCAGGUGAUGUUAUUCUAUCUCAACGAAACUGGCUGGGGAAUAGAACUGAUAAUAUAAUAUCUGAAAAUAAGGGCCCUAUCUUAGGUAUAUUCAAGAUUGAUGAGAUACUGUUUUGGAUAAAUGAAUCAGGCAUCCAGUUUUGGGAUAUACCCUCCAAGGUUUCAUUGUUGAAAGUACCCUUUGAUAAGGGCCAAAUGUCACUUAAAAAAGACUUUAGAUAUGAUUUAUUUAGGCCACAUGUACACUUUCCUGAAAUCGACAGAAUAAUUGUCGGAUGGGGCGAUAAUGUAUGGUUAUUCAAGGCUACAUUGUCUAAAAGGCAAAAUGGCGAAGACAACACCACCCAUCUAGGCUCAGUACUAUCAAGCGCCGCCUCUAGUCUAAGAGUUACACCUGAGAGGUCUGUUAAACUAGAAAAGCACUUUAUUAUCCAGUGUCUUAUUGCAGGUAUUACAUCAUUCAAAGAUGAUCAAUUACUUUGCCUUGCAUUUGAUGAAGUAUACGACAAAAAUGAUGAACUUGUACUAAAGGGCCUGCCGCCUCAAUUAAAAGUUUAUGAAGUAGAUACUGGAGAAGAAGUACAUAGUGAUGAAAUUGUUACUAAAAACUUCAGUAAUUUAUCAAUCAACGAUUAUCACUUAGGUAAACAUAUCAGCCAGAAUUCUCAACCGGAAUAUUAUUUAAUUAGUGCGAGUGAUUCGAUCAAAAUUCAAGAGCUGACUUUACAUGACCAUUUCAACUGGUUCUUAGAGAGGGACAUAUUUUUGGAUGCCUGGAAAUUGGGGAGGUAUGUGACAAAUGAUAGCCACAGAUUGAGUAUCGGUAUCAAGGCCAUAGAACAACUUAUUAGGGCAGAUAAAUGGGAUAAAGUUUCCGAAAAUAUGGGUCCAAUAUUGGAGGAGGGUAUGAAGUCUAAUGAUGCAGAAACCGCUACUACAGCCGGAAAAGAAUGGAACGUGCUUAUUAAUGAAGCUAUCAAGUCGGAUAAUAUCCAGAAAAUCGUCAAACAUUUGCCUGUAGACUCAGAAAUAAACAGUGAAAUAUUUGACCUAGUACUAGAGUACUUAAUGAAUCAUAAGUUAUUCGAUCUUUUUUCCCAAACAAUCGCACUAUGGCCAACGUCACUAUUUACAGUUGGUAAAAUUGAAUCAAUGUUAGAAGAUAAAAUUGCUCAAAAGGAUGACAAUGAAGCGGAUCUAGUAAAUCAGUUAAUUUACUUAUAUCUGAAAGAAGAACGCUAUUCUAAAGCUAUACCUUACAUGAUCGCUAAAAAAGACAAAAGAGCUCUCGAUAUUUUGACUAAGCAGGACCAGUUACUUCCCCGAUUCUUUGAUGAUAUAUUAGAAAUACUUGUACUCCCAUAUGAUGGUGAUCUUCUUGAUCUCAAAGCUAUGAGUAUGCCUGAAAUCGGAAAAUGUUUCUUCCAAUCUAUAGAGUUGAUUGUGAAGAAUAGACAAAUGAUUAAAUUCGAUCGUUUCCUACAUUUAUUCCACAGAGAGGAAAAUCAAAAGUUGCGAUUAGAUAAAAUUUUACUUUGCAUAUUAAAUCGCAUCGAUAAGACAGACCCUGACCUGAUUAAACCAUAUGAAGAUGAAAUGAUCCAACUAUAUUCUAAAUAUGAUAAGCAAAACUUACUGAAUUUUCUGAAAAAAAAAGCAACUUAUGAUGUGGAAAAGGCUAUUGAUUUGUGUUCAUCACAGAAAGGGCUAUAUAAUGAACUUAUCUAUCUUUGGGGUAAAAUUGGAGAGAGUAAAAAGGCGCUAUCUAUUAUAGUUGACGAAUUGAAUGAUCCCAAGCUGGCUAUUGACUUCGUGAGAAGUUGGGGAAAUGAUCCAGAACUCAUUGAUUUUUUGAUUGGCUACACCGUGGAUAAAUCAAAUUUUGUUGGUUUAUUACUAGAAUCUUCUGAACAAUUAGGCCACAAAUAUGUCAACGUAAUUAAGGGGAUUGAUGACAGCUUGAAAGUGAACAAUAUACAGGAGAAUUUGAGUAAGCUAUUCAAGGAAAAUGAGCUAAAUAUGGACGUUAAUAAAAAAAUAUUGAAAUUAGUAGAGGAUGAGGCAACAAAAUAUGCAUUGGAAUUAAUGAAAUUACGAAAUAAAGGUAUGCUAUUUUACCUAGGAGAUGAUAAUAAGUUUGUGCCAUUUGAAACAUCAUAA